Diceros bicornis minor is the source of this 7455-nucleotide messenger RNA. RefSeq names its product ankyrin repeat domain containing 26 (gene ANKRD26). The record is from RefSeq and is a predicted model, not a curated record. Bases 126 to 6959 code for a protein of 2277 amino acids. Gene Ontology annotation, molecular function: protein binding. The transcript is spliced from 40 exons. Lineage: Eukaryota; Metazoa; Chordata; Mammalia; Perissodactyla; Rhinocerotidae.
GUCUGCGCUGAAAGAUUCUAAACCGCGGAUUUGGGCCGCUGGGAUGUUGUGGCGAGACCCGGCUAGCUUAUCUCUAGUACUAUUGUCCCGCUCAGGAUGCAGCGAAAAGCGGAGGGGACGGCGAGAUGUCUCUGAAGCCUGUAGGCUCUGCGAUGAAGAAGAUUUUUGGCUUUCGGAGUAGGAAGGGCGAGUCGCCCCGGGGCUCCCUCACCAGCCGGAGGAGGGCCGGCGCGGGCGUCGGGCAUGCGAGUAGUGCUGGAGUCAACUCACGGCCCGGGUACCACCUCCGAGACGAGGAUCUCGGAAAGAUCCACAAAGCUGCCAGCGUGGGCAACGUAGCGAAAGUGCAGCAGAUUCUGUUGCUUGGGAAAAGUGGCUUGAAUGAUAGAGACAAGUUGAACAGGACUGCUCUGCAUUUGGCCUGUGCCAAUGGCCAUCCAGAAGUGGUAACUCUCCUUGUAGAGAGAAAAUGCCAGCUUAACCUUUGUGACAGUGAAAACAGAACAGCUCUGAUAAAGGCCGUACAAUGCCAGCAAGAGGAAUGUGCAACUAUUCUGCUAGAACAUGGUGCUGAUCCAAAUCUUACGGACAUCAGUGGCAAUACUGCUCUCCACUAUGCUGCUCGUGGUGAGAAUCUGUCAAUAGCAGCAAAGCUGCUUUCACACAAUGCAAAUAUCGAAGCAAGAAACAAGGAUGACCUCACACCACUUUUACUUGCUGUGAGUGAAAACAAACAGCAAAUGGUGGAAUUUUUAGUAAAGAAAGAAGCAAAUAUACAUGCAGUUGAUAAGAUGAAAAGAACAGCCCUCAUGCUUGCUGUAAAUUAUGAAUCAACAAAUAUAGUCAGGCUUCUUCUUCAGCAAGGUAUUGAUGUCUUUUCUCAAGAUAUCUAUGGAUGGACUGCAGAAGCAUAUGCUGUUGUUAGUGGUUUUACUAUCAAUUGCCAACUAAUUUCUGAAUGUAAAGAAGAAAAGAGACCUAAAACUUCUUCUCAAAAUAGCAAUCCAGUGGAUAUAGGAAUACAGGAAUCUCCAAGGCAAAUAUCAAGACAAACAGAUUCGAGGAAAGUGGAUGAGAGUUCUGAAGAAUACUCUUUAAGCAGGCUUUCCAACAAACCUGGCGUUGAUGAUUCAUGGCCUACUUCGGAUGAUGAAGGCUUAGAUUUUGACACCAAGAAUGUCUCGAAACCAAGCUUAACAAAGCUAAUGACUGCUUUCCAGCAAUCCAAGAAAAACAUAGAAUCAAAACGUGAUAUUGUGAGACCAGAAAAUAGAACGUUAUUUGAGGACAAUAAUUCUGAUAGUGAAAAUGAAGGUGUGGUUGAAACACUUCCCAAACCAUCAAUCAAAGUCCAGGGCUUUUCUCAUUUUGCCUUUCCAUCACCUGAACCUCUUCUAAAACCUUCUAUGAGGCCUUUUGCAGACCUUGAUCUUACGAAGGAAGGAGCAACAAAGCCAGAAAUUGCAAAAAAAGAAAAUGGUAUUGAUGUUACUGAAAGUGCUCCACAACAGCAAACAAAUAAUGACAAUUUGACCUCUGUUGAUGGAGCACACAAAGAUAAUAGAAGUGAUCUGAUGUCAGCAUUAGGAUUAGGAGAAGAGGAAGAUGUAGAAUCACCUUGGGAUUCUGAGAGUAUUUCUGAGAGUCUUCCACAGAAGUAUGUUGAUCAUUUAUCUGGACCUGCAGACCAAAGAGGAAAAAAUAUAUUAAAUGAACAAGUAGAAGAUGUGUUUUAUAUACCUUCUUGCAUGAGUGGAUCAAGAAACUUUAAGAUGGCUAAACUAGAGGAUAAAAGAUGUGUAGGCACACCAGUAGCCCACAUGGAUUCUCCUGAAAAAUAUUCUCACUUGCAGCCUACCAUUGAAGUGAAAGAUUCUGUUCCUGAUAAAGCAAUAGGAGUGAAGGAUGUGCAAACAUCCAGAUCAGAUUGGGAUUCUACUAGUUUGACCCUCAAUAACAAGACUUGUCAAAGAUCCGGGAAUUUGAACGUUGAUGAUAAAUGUCCAUUUGUAUCACAAUCAAUGACCAAAAAUCAGGCAGCAUCCACAGAAUUUGGACAGAUGACCUUAAUAGAUAAAGAAAAGAUGAAUAUUGGAGCUGUGUUUCUAGUAGGGAAUUAUAAGCUCCAUGACCUGUGUGAAUCACAGCUACCAGAAAACAGAGAGAGCAAAAAAGCAGAAGUAAACUUAGAAAUCGCAUCAGAAGAAGAGCAAGAAACACUUGAUGGAAGUGAAAAUAACCACCCACAGGAUAAGGUUAUCUUACAAACAUACUCUCCCGCAGAAAAGACAUCUGAAAAUCAAAACAAGCAAAUUAAUCUUCCACUUUUGCAUCUGCCAAAAAUGCAUCAAGAACCAGAAAUGAAUAAGGAAUGUGAUAGAGAGAAUAUAUCUGUAUAUUCAGGACUUCCUUGUAUGCAAAAGUAUGAGGAAAUGUGGAUCAAACAAGGCAAAUUAGAGUGGAAAAAUAAUUUAAAACUCGUCACAAAUGAGUUAUUGCAGAAGUUUGGUGAAAUUUGUGAAAAAUACAAAAUUACUGCUUGUCCUGAGGAAGAGCCACUACAUGAUAAUUCUAAAGACGGAGCAAACUUAAAGGAAAUACCUUCUAAUUUGACAAAUUAUACACUUGAUUGUGAGGAAAAAGAUGCAUUUGGAGUGUCUAUCUCUGUAGUAUUCCAGGCAUUUCCUGGACAAAAAGAACCCAGUCUCAAAAAUGUCUUUCCAUCUUAUUCAGACGCUGGGUCUCCGGAAUAUGCUUGCCAGUCACCUUCAAAGCUUUAUUUAAAAGAAAAUAAAUUAGACUAUGAAAAUGAUAAAUCAGACAGUGAACAUGUUUUUAACAAAAAUGAGGAGACUUGUUAUAAUGAUCCAGAAAAUAAAAAAGUAAGGAACCCAGUAGUUACAUUUGAAGUGAAAGAAGACCACGAGUUUGAUGUGCAAAUGACAAAAAAUGUCACCCAAAGUACCACUAAUUGGAAUUUAGACAUCGGACAUACACCUCAGUCUAGUGAUCCACAAAGUCUUUUUGAUUUGUGGCUUGCCCGCUCCAGUGGGAUGAAACACAUGAUUCAAAUAAAAAAGCAUGAAAUUUCUGCUCUUACAAAUACUUAUAAGAAAGCAAAACCAACCCAAGACUUGUUUCAGAAGCCAUUAUAUGCAGAUAAUUGCAGUGCUAAUAACUAUAACAGCAUGGAACCUGAAUUAGAAAAUGUGAGUUCUCUACCACAUUGUGAUAGAACAUCCAGAGUAUAUCUAAACGAAGAGUUACUGCAAGAUAUGCAAAGGUUUAAGAAUGAGAUAGGCAUGUUACAAGUAGAAUUCCUGGCUUUGGAGAAAGAGAAAGUUCAGCUUCAAAAAGAGGUUGAAGAAGAAAAGAAGAAGCACAAAAGUAGUGAAAUGGAAGUAGCAGAAAACAUAGAUAUUGCUGCUGCUGCUGCUGCUGAGGAUAGAUUUAUUCAACAAACAAAGAGUGGACCAGCUGAUAACCAGCACUUUCCUAUUAUGGAGAAUGAAGAUUCUGAUAGGAACCCUGCCUGCAUGCCACGAUCCUUCCUUUCUAAAGAGACUGUACUGAAUAGUGGUCCUGGCUUGCAUAUGAAGGAAGUAAAGAAAAAUGAAGAUGAGAAACGGACAUCAAAAGAAUCUGUGAUUACCCCGGUGUUUGAAAAGGCCAGUUCACUAACUGGUGGUCUGCUACAAGUGAAUGAUGACAGCAGUUUAAGUGAAACAGAUCAGGAUGAUGGAAGGCCUGCAAAGAAAACAUCUAAUGAAAAGAACAAGGUCAAAAAGCAAAUUAAUUCUAUGGAUGACCUUGCUGAUUUAACUCAAUCGUCUGAAUCAGCUUCAGAGGAUUGCGAGUUGCCAUGCUCCAAUUAUAUGAAUUCCAUGUUGCUAAUUGAACGACUUGGCAUGGAUUGUAAAGAUUCUGUUAGCCUAUUGAAAAUCCAGAAUGCAGUUCUUUCAUAUGAAAGAUUAAUAGAACUUAAAAAAAAUCACUGUGAACUACUUACAGGAAAAAUUAAAAAAAUGGAAAGUAAGAUUAGUGGACUACAAAAGGAGCUGUCAGAAACAAAAGAAAUAAAAUCGCAGUUAGAGCAUCAAAAAGUGGAAUGGGAACGAGAAGUCUGCAGUUUGAGAUUUACCUUAAAACAAGAAGAAGAGAAGAGAAGAACUGCUGAUAAGUUAUAUGAAAAAGUUAGGGAGCAGUUAAGGAGAAAAGAAGAGCAAUAUAGUAAAGAAGUUGAAAUGAAACAACAACUUGAACUCACUCUUAGAACACUAGACAUGGAAUUGAGGACUGUAAGAAAUAAUUUGAAUCAAGUUGUAGAAGAGCGAAAUGACACUCAGAGGCAACUCUCUCGAGAACAGAAUGCCAGAAUGUUACAGGAUGGAAUUCUGACCAAUCACCUUUGCAAACAAAAGGAGAUAGAAAUGGCUCAUAAGAAAUUGAAUACUGAGGUUUCUGAUAGUCGUGACAAAGAAAAAGAUCUGUUGCAUGAAAACCACAUGCUACAGGAUGAAAUUGCCAUGCUAAGACUGGAAAUAGACACAAUAAAAAAUCAGAACAAGGAAAAGGAAAAGAAAUAUUAUGAGGAAAUUGAAAGUGUAAAAGAAAAGAAUGAUGAUCUUCAAAAGACAAUAAAACUGAAUGAGGAAACAUUAACAAAAACAAUAUUCCAGUAUAGUGGACAGCUUAAUGUUCUGACAGCUGAGAAUACCGUGCUAAACUCUAAACUGGAGAAUGAAAAACAAAACAAAGAAAGACUGGAGACAGAAGUUGAAUCAUACCGUUCUAGACUGGCUACUGCUAUCCACGAUCAUGAUCAAAGCCAGACAUCAAAAAAAGACCUAGACCUUGCUUUCCAGAGAGCAAGAGAUGAGUGGUUUCGUUUACAAGACAAAAUGAAUUUUGAUGUAUCUAAUCUAAAAGAUAAUAAUGAGAUUCUGUCUCAACAACUUUCUAAAGCUGAAAGUAAAGUCAAUAGCCUAGAAAUUGAGCUCCAUCACACAAGAGAUGUUCUCAGAGAAAAGACUUUGGUUUUAGAACGUGUACAAAGCGACCUAAACCAAACACAGUGUCAAAAGAAGGAAAUUGAACACAUGUAUCAAAGUGAACAAGGUAAAGUGAAUAAAUACAUUGGAAAGCAGGAAUCCUUAGAGGAGAGAUUAUCUCAACUACAAAGUGAAAAUAUGUUGCUUCGACAGCAACUGGAUGAUGCUCACAACAAAGCUGAUAGUAAAGACAGGACAGUAAUUAAUAUCCAAGACCAGUUUCAGGAUAUUGUAACAAAACUUCAAGCCAAAAGUGAAAAGCAAGGUCUUAUGCUGGAAGAAAGAAAUAAGGAGUUAAUGGAUGAAUGUAAUCAUUUAAAAGAAAGAAUGUAUCAGUAUGAAAAUGAGAAAGCAGAAAGAGAAGUAGUUGUGAGACAACUUCAACAAGAACUGGCUGAUACCCUAAAAAAGCAAUCCAUGUCAGAGGCUUCACUGGAGGUUACAUCACGAUAUCGUAUUAGUUUAGAAGAUGAGACACAGGAUUUAAAGAAGAAAUUAGGUCAAAUCAGAAAUCAAUUGCAAGAAGCACAGGAUCGACAUAUAGAGGCUGUAAGAUGUGCUGAGAAGACGCAAGAUCACGUGCAAAAGCUUGAAAUUGAAAAUGCCAAGUUAAAAGUUACAAUCAAAAAGCAAACGGGCAAAAUUGAACAGCUUCAGAAAAACCUGUUAGGUACAAGUUCGGAGAGGCUGCCUGUGGUUUCAGAUCAGAAGAUUGCAUUUUGGACCCUGAGUUGGAGCAGUGAGUCUGAGGAUGAAAAGGAACAAUUAAAGAAAUUUACUGAGUUAAAACAAUCUCUGGAAUAUAGUUUGGAUCAAGAAAUGAAGAAAAAUAGUGAAUUAGAAAAAGAGAUUACUGGAUUUAAGAAACUCUUAAAAAUGACAAGAAAGAAGUUAAAUGAAUAUGAAAAUGGAGAGCUUAGUUUCCAGGGAGAUUUAAAAACCAAUCAAAUUGAAAUGGAUAUUCAGAUUAAUAUGCUAAAACAUAAGAUUGAUGAUCUUACAGCAAAACUGGAAACUGCAUCUUCAAAAUGUGUACAUCUGGAUGCAGAAAAGCAAGUUCUUCAACAGGAAUUAUUAUCUAUGAAAGCAAUACAAAAGAAAUGUGAAAAACUAGAGAAGAGUAAAAGGAAGUUGGAACAAGAAGUGGUAAAUCUCAGAAGUCACAUAGAAAUGAAUAUGGUGGAACACAGUCAAGUAGAACAGUAUAAAUGGGAGAUUGAAGAAAGAGCAAGACAGGAUAUAGUGGAAAAAUUAAAAGAAGUCAAUCUAUUUUUGCAGACACAAGCAGCAGCUCAAGAAAACUUAGAGCAGUUAAGAGAGAAUAAUAAUGCUUCAAUAAGAAGUCAAAUGGAACAUAGAAUUAAAGAUCUGGAAUCUGAACUCUCCAAAAUGAAAAUUUCUCAAGAAGAUUUUAAUAAAACAGAAUUGGAAAAAUAUAAGCAACUCUAUCUAGAAGAAUCAAAAGUUAGAAAAUCAUUGGAAAAUAAACUAAACAAGACUAAUGAGAGGCUGGCAGAGAUCAGUACUGAACUUCUCCUGAAGAAAGAGCAGAACAGAUCUUUACUCAGCACUCUUACUACGAGGCCAGGCCUGGAGCCGCCUUGUGUUGGAAAUCACAAUAGUAGUUUAGUGCUCAACAGAAAUCUUACUCCAAGAGAAAACUUGGUUAUUCCUUCCUCAAGGCCACGGCCUUCGAAUAACAGCAUGGAGACUUACUAUACCAAGAUGCAGCAGGAGUUGGAAAAAAAUAUAACUAGAGAACUAGAAGAAGCUGCUGCUGAAUUUGAAUCUGGACCCUGUAGAGCUUCUCCUCUAGGAUCUACUGAUGAGUCAAAUCUAAGUCAAGAUCUGCUUUUGAAAACGUCACAAGAAUAUGUCCAGAUUUUGAAGAAAAAUUAUAUGAUCUGAAAAAUAAAUAGUAAAAAUUUAUUUACUAGGCUUAGUUUACAUAACGUUUUGUUUCCCAUCAAACAUAUGAUGUGAAAAUUUUAAAGGAAAAUAUUUUUGUAUUGUAUGUGUAUGAUGCUAAUUUAUAUGGUAUUUUAAACUGUUUCUUAGCAUCAAACUAACUUUUAACCAGAUUUUGGGAAUGAAAACCAGCACUUACAUACUCAAACUGCCCACAUACCAGCUGUUUAAACAGCACCCAAGCAACCAGGUUGUCAUUAAUACGUCAGUGGUGUUAAUUAAUAGCUUUUUUGUAUUUUAUAAUUUUUUUUUACUGUAUAUGGACCUAAAGAUUUAGACAGACAUCAUUUUGAUAUACUGCAGCUGUGGCUAUUGUCAAUGUUUGGAUAUGUUACAAUUGUUAUAGUGCCAUAAAACUUAGUAUAUAUAAUUUUAAUUUUAAACACUGAUUCAUAGAUCUUUCCUCAUAGAGAAAUAAAAUUUGCCUAAGGCUGUU